CUUGGUGAUAUUUACAAGCCACAAGAAGCCCCACAUCUCAUCUAACCACCAUCGAGAACUGUGGCAGCCAUGGCAUCCCUGCACUGCACCGUCUCGUCUUCUUCUCUACUCUCUCAACCAUGCGGCAUCCAAUCUGCCGUCAGGAAGCUCUCUUCUUCUUCUUCUUCUCCUGCUAGUUCUGUAUCUGUAGGGCCUCGCAGAAAUGGAAUUGUGUGCUCUCGGGCUGCGGAGCCGAGCGCUGAGAAGAGCAGUGCGUCAUGUUCCAGGAGAGAGGUGUUGGGGUUGGGUGGAAUUUUGGCCAUGGAAUUUCAUGGCUUGCAGGCAAUGGCGAUUCCUCCGGAGGCCAAUGCAGCUCAGGCUACUUGUGGAGAGUUCAAUGUGACUGCCUCUGGACUGGCUUACUGCGAUUCUGAAAUUGGAAGUGGGAUCACUGCUUCUAAGGGCAUGCUUAUCAAGGCUCAUUAUUCGGGAAGGCUAGAGAACGGAAGCACGUUCGAUAGCAGCUAUAAACGUGGGAAGCCCCUCACCUUCCGUGUCGGUGUCGGUGAGGUUAUCCGGGGGUGGGACCAAGGCAUUUUGGGAGCUGAUGGCAUCCCAGCCAUGCAAGCAGGUGGAAAGAGAACUUUGAAAAUUCCUGCUAAUCUUGGCUAUGGCGAAAGAGGAGCUGGCUGCAGAUUGGGUUCGUGCCUCAUCCCGCCAAAUUCAACUCUCAUCUUCGACGUGGAGUUCGUAGGAAAAGCUUGAUAAAACCAGACGGCUAAAGCCUUCAUGUAGCUAGUGCACAGCAGAAUUGUCGUAGAAAUUUGACUGAGAAGGAAAUUUGACUUAUGAGUAAAAUGAAAGUACCAACUUCUGGUAUAACAGAUUAUCUCAA
Physcomitrium patens is the source of this 874-nucleotide messenger RNA. Its product is annotated as peptidyl-prolyl cis-trans isomerase FKBP13, chloroplastic. Gene Ontology annotation, cellular component: chloroplast. Lineage: Eukaryota; Viridiplantae; Streptophyta; Bryopsida; Funariales; Funariaceae. The record is from RefSeq and is a predicted model, not a curated record. Gene Ontology annotation, molecular function: peptidyl-prolyl cis-trans isomerase activity.